Symbiodinium sp. CCMP2592 is the source of this 534-nucleotide messenger RNA. NCBI's taxonomy places the organism in Eukaryota, Dinophyceae, Suessiales, Symbiodiniaceae. The record is from the annotation of a GenBank genome assembly.
AUGGGAUCAAUCGGACACCCGAAAGAUGUGGCGGUGGACCAUCCCCGCAACACGGCACGGCCGGUCGUCAGGACCCGAGCUGCUUCAAACCAGGCAGCGGCCGGAGUUGGGAGUUCUGCUGCGACCCUUUCACCUCCGGACGUGCUGGAAAUCAGGAGUGCUGGCUCUCCUUGGCUAUCGAAGAGCAAGGGCCUCGAAUCCAGGAGGUGGACUUGGACGCUAUGUACGUCCGCUGCUGCCACGCCGGCUCGGGUCGGAGCCGGUGAAGCUGACCUGACCCUGCCCAAAGUGGCAGCUGUCCUUUUCGAUGAGUUCCAUGAGCGAAGCCUUGGCAACGACCUUGCCUUGGCCCUGUGCCUGCACGCGCGGGAUGCAAGGCGGCGCGCAGAUCUCCCUCCACUUCGUCUGCUGGCCAUGAGCGCCACGCUGAGCCCACGCCUGGCUGAGAGUUUGGCCCAACGCCUCGGUUCCAGCGAGCCGGCGCCGAUCCUGCGCAGCGAGGGCAAGCAGCCGGCGUCCGAGGGGAGCGGUUAG